AAAUCCGAACAACGUUUUCAGCUUUCUCUAACUAUCGAUCUUCAAGAUUUCAAAGUCAUGCCUUGUUCUUUCUGUGUAUCGAAGGGAUUGGAGUGUAAGAUGAUGAAAAGUACUAAGCAGUAUUUCUGUUAUAUUCGUUGGAGUUGUUCCUGCAAUGAUUCCGAUAUUCCAGUAAAUGCUUUAUCUCGUAUUACUAUCGAACUUGAUUGCUUAGAUCGGAAGGAGUUAGAUGCGGAGGAAGUUCUUUUCAAGCUUCAGUCCAAAUUGGAUGAAGCAAUAGCCCGCUUGAUGCGUUUGCAGAAACAGAAACGUUCUCUGCAUAAUUGUAGCGCGAAGAUAAUUAGUUAG
Messenger RNA from Cryphonectria parasitica EP155, 348 nucleotides. RefSeq lists its product as uncharacterized. The record is from RefSeq and is a predicted model, not a curated record. The transcript is spliced from 2 exons. Lineage: Eukaryota; Fungi; Ascomycota; Sordariomycetes; Diaporthales; Cryphonectriaceae. The annotation marks the transcript as partial.